Messenger RNA from Fusarium poae, 1332 nucleotides. RefSeq lists its product as uncharacterized. Lineage: Eukaryota; Fungi; Ascomycota; Sordariomycetes; Hypocreales; Nectriaceae. The coding region runs from base 1 to 1332 and encodes 443 amino acids. The transcript has 4 exons. The record is from RefSeq and is a predicted model, not a curated record.
AUGCCACAUGUGGACCAGAGGUCAUAUCGUAGCAACAGCGCCAGCAGCAGUGGGGAGUCUCUAUCUGAUGGAGAAAAGACUGAUGGCUCAGUCAACUCUGGAUUCUCUGGGUACUCGAGUGGUAUACCUGACUCCUUGGCUUUUGACAGGAUCAUUGACGGAGGAACAUGUCCUCCUAUGACAGUCCGGGAUUUCAUGUCCUAUCUUAUUUAUGUAGAACACGCUGCCGAGAACCUCCAGUUCUACCUCUGGUUUAAAGACUACGAGAAACGGUUCAACUCAAACCCUACGACCGAUGCCAAGCUUGCUCCAGAGUGGACCAGGGCUAUGCAGGAUGAGGCCAUUAUCAAGAUCCGAAAAGAACAGGCAGAUAAGAUGCGCAAAGAGCCCAAGGCUGCCGCAAUCUUCAAAGGUACCGACUUUGAGAAAAAUCCUACCGCUCAGGACCGGAGCAUGAGUGCCACCAUCGAUCCCUUCACAACGCCUCCCCAGAGUAGCGGAGGGGAUGUGGCGUCAAUAUUUACAGCGACAAACACUAUGCCUUCGCUCGAUGCAACGAGCUAUAUGAGCCAAGCCUCCGACGCUUUCCAGGCCGCUGGCACUCAACAGCCUUUCACUAUCCAACCAUUCCGAGAAGAGGUUAACAGAGUGAUUGUGACGUACAUAAUGGAUGGAGCUCCCCGACAACUGAAUCUCUCAUCUGCUGAACAAAAGACGGCUAUCGUGGCACUUUCUCAGACAACACACCCGAGUGCAUUCCGCAGCAUCUUCAAGACGGCUGACUCAAGUCUUCGUCACCAGGCCCAUCCCAACUUUGUCAGAUGGUCAAUCUGUAACGGCAACCCUGCUCGCGUGUUCUUCGCGCGCUCGCUCGGACUUGGCCUCAUCAUGGUUGGUAUUGUCGUUGGCCUCAUCCUUACUCUCAGCAGCGCAGGUCGAGGAUACCGGGCUCUGGCAGCAAUCUCCCUUGUUCUUGGUAUUAGCACACUUGUUGCGGCUUACAAGGGUAUGUGUGUUGUUCUUCACGGAAUGCAUCACCGCCACAUCAGGCCGUGGGAAUUGUUCGUCGACAGUGAGAACAUGGAUGACUUGGCUAAGCGAAGCUUUGAUUCUUUCGGAUCUAAGAACAGCUACGAGGAUGAACCUUGGGUGGUCAAGUACGAGAAGCGCAACAUUGUCCGCAAGGUGUUUGAUCGAGAAGUCUGGAUCCAGGAGCCAGCGCUGCGUCAGAUUCAAGACACUAUUUUCGUCCAGGCGAUGCUUGCUUCCAUCCUUAUGGGUGGUAUCAUCACAGCAAUUUUUGUGGCCGUUCCAGGUGGUCGGUUCUUUUGA